This is a messenger RNA of Cydia splendana, 2880 nucleotides long. RefSeq lists its product as uncharacterized. Gene Ontology annotation, molecular function: histone binding. Gene Ontology annotation, cellular component: NuA4 histone acetyltransferase complex; ATAC complex. The record is from RefSeq and is a predicted model, not a curated record. Gene Ontology annotation, biological process: regulation of transcription by RNA polymerase II; chromatin remodeling. The coding region runs from base 283 to 2880 and encodes 865 amino acids. Lineage: Eukaryota; Metazoa; Arthropoda; Insecta; Lepidoptera; Tortricidae. The transcript is spliced from 12 exons.
GGCUGUUUGUGUGUGUGAAAAAAAAAAACGAUUGAAUGAAUCGGCUGCUGACCUUUCGUAACUGUCAAAUGCGGAAAUUGGUUAAUUCCACCGUAAAAUCGUAAAUACAUUUUUCUACAGAAAUGUCUAAUAUUAACAUUAAUAAGUGACUAAACCGCCGUAGCUGUGAGCAACUGUGAUAUAAGUAAUACGAAUAAAGUGCUGUUAUGAAUAGAGUUUAAAUUAUUGUUAGUGUGAACGUUUGGGCGUUUUGUUAUUUUUCUACUUUAUUACGAGUUAAAAAUGGAAAAGAACAAGGAAUAUCACGACCCGGAUUACCCGGAGGCCUCGGUGCGGGUGAAGGUGGAGGCUCUCAGCUUGUCAGAGGAGGAAAAAGAAGAGAAGAUAAGAAGCAUAAUUGAGAGGGAGUUUAAAAACGAAAUCGAUGUUCGUGAGAAUGAAGUGAUGCUGGCUGAUCAGCGCAUGGCCACGGCGCGCAGGAUGCUGCACCGGCUGCGCUGCGUGCUGGUCUCGCGGUAUUAUCGUGACAAGAAACUGCAGCUACCUGAAGAGCCUGAGUCGUCAUCAUCACUACGCAGCGGGCAGCGACGCCUUCACCCCUCCGUGAGGAAGCUCCUCGGUAAAACCACGGCUGAUAUAGAGGAGAUCUUCAGACCGCUGGCCACCAGGAACAAGAGGAGAGAUUACUCUGCAAUGUUACAAGCCCGCAACUACACGAUCCCGGCGUCGGGCGCGCGCUCGCUGCGACCCGGGGGCGGGGAUGCCCGCGAGGAGCGCGAGGAGCCCGCCGCUCCGCCGCAGCCCCGCCCCACCAGGCCGCCAAGACACAUCGAGCCGAGACCCGAGAACGUUCUCACUUUAGACGAGGUUACGAGAAACAAGAUGAAACACCGCUAUAGGAUCAUUAUUGGAAACACAUCAAAAUACGCCCCGGCGGCGUCCAGCAUGGACCGCUCCACCCACAAGUGGUUGCUGUACGUCCGCGGCCCCACGGGCCGUGACGCGUCCAGGCUGCUGCGCGCCGUGGUCGUGACGCUGCAUCACUCGUACGCGCCGCACCACAUUGUGCAUAUAGAUAAACCACCGUACCACAUAUCGCGGCGCGGCUGGGGCGAAUUCCCGGCCAGAGUGGAGCUGCACUUUAAGCUGCCCGACCGGAACCGACCCGCCACCGUGGAACACACUAUAAAAUUGGACAGACACUAUACUGGACUGCAGACACUAGGUGCAGAAACGCUAGUAGACGUCUGGUUAUACAGUACUCCGGACAUGCUGGAGUGUGAAUACAAGGAGGAGCAAGAGGCCCUGCCAGAACCCGCCCCGGUGCCCAAACAGGAACCCGUGGAACCAGAGCCCGAACCACCGGCACCCGACAGCUGGCUGGACUUCUUCACGGAGAACACUAAGCUGGAUGUCGAUGAGAUGAUUAUUAAACCGGAGAAGAAGCAGGACAACCAUAUAGAAACCCACCUGGACUUAGACAACCACAUAGACCAACACAUGGACUUGGAACCAAAGGACAUUAAACCAGACAUUUUCGACCUUGAAAACUCCAUCAAAAUGGAAAACGACCACGUGGACUGGUCGAACGACAAAACCAUAGAAAACCCUUCCGAAACCAUACCAAACGAAAUACUGAACCAGCCCGCGUCACCCAAGAAACGAAUCAUGAAAUAUCUAGACCCGAAAACAGGGAAAAUAUAUUAUCUAGAAAUGGAUAGGAACUUAGAUCUAAGCAAAGUGCAAGAAAUAGUAAUCAACUCUAAAGGGAACAUGAAAACGGCGAAAUUAAGUCCUGUAAAGCAGAACGGAGUGAAAAAAGUCAAAAAAGGUGUUUCUUUAUUGAAGCCAGAAGUUAAAAACUUGAUAAAUAAUAAGGAAAAGCUAAAGAAGAAUUUUACACAUAUACAAAACGAUCAUUGUUAUUUAGGAGUGACGUGGGCGAAGAGUAUAACAUUCAGUGCUCCGGACAAGGAAGUGUUAGUGAAAAAAGAAAGUAAUCUAUACGAUAGUUUGUGUGCGUGUGUGAGUAGGUUUACCUGUGUGCGCGUGGCGGUGAACUAUCUGCUUCGCAAAGUGCCGAUAGUGACGGAGCUGGCGAGAGACCCGGACUUUAAGAAGUGCUUCCCGUUUGCAGUGGACAGCGAUGAGAGGUUUUGGAAGAUGGACUUUGCUAAGCGGAGAAAUAAAGAGUGGUCAAGAGCAAAGCUAAUCAACACAAUCCUCACGGAACACUUCCGCACCACCGAACCGAUCUGGCGCACCAAGCAAAUCCUCAUCUUCUCCCGUCUCCACGGAUACCAGCCCGUCCGGAAAGACAGCUUCUCCACCGACUACUGGGACAACACGGAGAUUAAUAGUGACCCGGCCACUAUUAGUGUGUUUAACCCGGAGGAUUUCAAUAAGAGUUUGACGGAUACAGUGGAUGUUUCGGACGAUGAAGAUGUUGAGGUGGUAGGGGAAGUGCCGUCUCGUGUGGGGGUGAAGAAAGAGGAACCGUCGGGCCUCGCCGUGAUGCCGGUGGAGACGGAAGAGGACAGACUGCGGUUCCUCUUUCUGGAGCGGACGUGCGCGGACAUAGGCGUAGAGUUGAGGAACGAAGACGUCGGCAAUGGAUACUCAUAUAGCGCGGUACACGCCGUCCUCCUGUCAGCGCUGCGGAGCUUCGCCGAGGAGCUGGUCCGCAGCGCGCACGCGGCCGCCGCGCUGCACGCCAGCGCGCCGCCGCCGGACCAGGGGCCCAGCGUAUGGACCGGCUGGGCGUCGGGCACGGCGGUGACGCCGCGCUGCGUGGCUUGCGGCGCGGCUGGGGCGAGGCUCGCGGCGGUGACCGGCCGGGACUGCGGCCAGCCCAGGAAACAUACCAACGAACAAUUAUAA